Messenger RNA from Drosophila montana, 3125 nucleotides. It is a transcript of the gene Ppat-Dpck, whose product is annotated as Bifunctional Phosphopantetheine adenylyltransferase - Dephospho-CoA kinase. The transcript has 3 exons. The record is from RefSeq and is a predicted model, not a curated record. Gene Ontology annotation, biological process: coenzyme A biosynthetic process. Bases 85 to 1632 code for a protein of 515 amino acids. Lineage: Eukaryota; Metazoa; Arthropoda; Insecta; Diptera; Drosophilidae. Gene Ontology annotation, molecular function: dephospho-CoA kinase activity; ATP binding.
UAUAUCGGUACGACAAUAACAAUCCCAGUCCAAAGUACACAGAGUACCGCGGUUAACUGGCUCAGCCGAAGGAAACACAAUAAGAUGGCUUCAACUGGACUGCUGGUCGUGUCCAACAUCAAACAAUUGGGCAAAUCCUUGCGCAGCAUUGAAAAAUACGUUCACUCGCUGUACAUACAUUUAAAUGUGCCAGCGUCAACGCCGCCGCCACCUGUUUGGGGUCGUCUUAUAUCACAGUUGUAUGCGGACAGCAGCAGCUACGUGGGCACUAAGGUGGAUCUGCGCGUGCUGGUGGCACCGCUCAAGGAGCAUCAGGCGGCCAGCGCUCUGCAGCUAUGCAAGCCCGUUGAUAUGAUAUUCUCGGACACACAUCAGCCAGAGCUCUGCGACAGGCUGCGCAGUGCGCUUAACAUAAGUCAGCCAACAAUUUUUCUGGGGGACUCCAACAGUACGGACGAACAGCUUCCAGAAGCAGAAGACCAGCCGGCCAGUCAUCAGAUGUACCCGACAGUGGUAUUGGGCGGCACCUUCGAUCGCAUCCAUAUUGGCCAUAAGAUAUUCCUCACACAGGCCGUGCUCCGCGCCUGCAAGCGUCUUGUGGUGGGCGUCACCACGGCCGCUAUGACUAAGGGCAAAAUAUUGCCGGAACUAAUAUUGCCCGUGGAGCAGCGUAUCGCUGAAUUGCGCGAAUUCCUUUUAGACAUUGAUAAUACCUUGCAAUAUGAUAUUGUUCCCAUCGACGAUCCAUUUGGGCCGACUCAGCAUGAUCCGGACAUGGACAUGAUUGUCGUGAGUGCUGAGACGCUGCGUGGCGGCCAAAAGGUCAACGAGAUAAGGGCCAGCAAGCAGUUGCGUCAGCUGGAUAUCUUCGCAAUUGAUAUCGUGGAGAGCAAUGUACACGAUGGCAUACACGAGUCAAAGGUCAGCUCCAGCAACACGCGCAUCGAUCUGCUGGGCACACGUUGGCGCCAGCCAGAGGCGCGUCCUCAGCUGCCCGUGCGUCCGUAUAUCAUUGGGCUGACAGGUGGCAUUGCCUCGGGGAAGAGCAAAAUGGCCGAGCGUCUGGGCGACAUGGGCGCCCAUGUCAUCGACUGUGAUAAGGUGGCGCAUGAUGUAUACGAGCCGGGUCAGACGUGCUAUGCGAAGAUCCUUAAGCACUUUGGCAACGAGAUACUUGCCGCUGAUGGGCGCAUCGAUCGCACCAAGCUGGGCCCGCGAGUCUUUGGUAAUGCGCAAGAGCUGCACACGCUGAACUCCAUCGUUUGGCCGGAGCUGAUGGUGGAGGUGAAUAGACGACUGGCUAACUUGCGUGCCGCUAACCAGGUGCCCAAGGUGGUGGUGCUGGAGGCAGCUGUGUUGCUUAAAGCAGGCUGGGAGCCCAACUGCCAUGAGGUGUGGUCCAUGAUCGUGCCGCCCGAGGAGGCGAUCAAGCGUGUCAUGGAACGCAACAACCUCAGCGAGGACGAGGCGCGCAAACGUCUCGCCAGUCAAGUUAGCAACGCUGAUAUUGUGGCCAAGUCCCAAGUGAUAUUCAGCUCGCAGUGGGACUUUGAUUUUACGCAGCGGCAGGCGGAGCGCGCUUGGCAAAUGCUCAACAAGGAGCUGGAUGGCCGAACGCACAGCAGCCUGUGAUGGGCGAUAUUAAUAAUUGCCAGCUUGAUUUGUUUUAUUUGUUAGUUGUCAUUGUUAAUGCAUUUCUAUAAGUUUUUUUUUUUGCUUAAUUUUAAGUCGAAAGUACAAGGAGCAAGCCUGGUUAAUAAGAUGGGGAAAACACUAGAACUUCAAUUUAAUAUUCAAGCUAACCGAUUUAGUGGCUUUCGCCCUUUUUGCCAGAGACACGCUUAAAGUCCGUCAUCUUGGUUGUUAUAAUGGGCGAGCCUAUAAAGCCAAUAUAAUCGAUUUGGGUUAUGUCGCCACCCGAUUGAUUGUUCUUCACAAAGAUCUGUAUGUUUUGCACAUUCUGGAAUUUCACAUAGCGCAGAUUGACGGGGUUGCCGUUCUCCAGCUCCUUCUCGCCCAGGCUGCAAGUCACCAAAUACAAGGUUAACAUUUCCAAUUAGCUGAAUUUUGGCAAAACUCACGUCAGAUCCUGCACGCUGCUCAUGGAUUCCGCCAUGUCAAAGUCAAUGGUUCGCGGCUGAUUGAUGAACAGCUUGACUUCCUUGGGUCCCAGUUGUGGGGGUGCCUUGAACUUCAGCGAGUGUAUCUUGACGGCCUGAUUAAAGGUUAUGGACAAAAUGAGCUGUUCAUCGCAGUCGGACUGCAGAAAGCCACCAGCCGACGCCAGAGCAUGCUUUAGAUUGUGAUCGUCCGAUUCAUUCAAGCACUCGCACUCCUGCUUCGAGAUGAACGUAUUGAGCUCCAUCUGUGUGGGUGGGUGUGUGUGUGUGAGUCAUGUUGUGAAAAACAUUUGGAAUGAAUGAAUGUGAAGCUCUUACCAAUCCCUGGCCAUAGUCUUCGCCGGCCUCCUCGGCGACGCCCGUGCCAAUAUGCUCCUCUAUUUUGGCUUCCAAACCCAUUAUAUUGGCGCCUUGAAUACGGUCGAUUUUGGUCCUGUUGCGAUAGAAUAUGAAAGUUGGCAUAGCAGAGACACCCUGGCCGGCGGCUGUGUCCUGACAUUUGUCCACGUCCACUUUCAGGAAUAUGGCUUUGGGAUAUUUACUGGGAAACGUGUCAAACACGGGCGCAAUCCUUUGACAGGGUCCGCACCAUGUUGCUGUAAAGUCCACAACAACCAGGCGCACUCCUGCCUGAGCUAACUCCGCUUGGAAAUGUGAUUCGUCGUUAAUAACACGUACUGCCAUGUUUACUUUCUCAAAAAUUGAAUAAAAUGCAAAAUGACUGGCAGCUUUUACAAAAAGAAAAGCGAGUUACUCGAUUUUCGCUCGAAGAUUCUUCUCUCUAUCGAAACCUAUCGAUAAACUGCGAAUUGCAAACGCUCCAGCUCUAAAUAUGGCGUCUGAAUAGAAGCAAGAAGAAGAGUGCUGAUAAAAAUUCUUUGCGGUCGCCGCAAAAAGUGAUGAAUUAAUUGUUAAAAGUUAUGAUUAUUUAAGCCUUAGCCUACAAAAUAGCUAGUUUGUAAAAAGAAAAAAUACCAAGCAAAAUGGAUGUUCAACCCCCAAGAG